UGUACCACUAAGUGUAUCUACCCCUUUGGAUAUUCUUUGUUUAGGGCAGGCGAGUUGGCGUGUCCACGAAUGGAUCACUAUCCAGACCCAAAACUGAAGCAAAGAUUAUUCUUCCCCCUCUUGUCCACAGUUUUAUGGUAAAAAAAUAAUAUGUCUGCAUAUGCAUUGCGGAUCGGAGUUACGAACGGUUGCAUUCUGUAUUUAGUUUCUAUUCCCCACCUUCGGCAGCUGGACGUCUGGAAUGGCGUUGGCUGCCUUUGUAUUGCAUCAUUGAAGGUCUUUGUGAUGAGCAUCACGACCCGGUUCUUGAUGAAUGGUAUGGUCUUGGCUGCAUGGAGUUGGGUUUACACAUCGACAUGCAAGGUCCGUCAUGAUAGGUUAUGGGUUUCGUCCACGGGGUUCGGUGUAUGGGGGGGAGAGAUAUCCUGUUCAAGACUCUGGAACAUUGGCUUACUUGCGAACAUAGGGGAAAUGCGAGACAGGUGAUGGACAUUGUAUAGUAGAAUAACCACUUGGAAAAAGACAUAGUCUUCGCACUCAUCUCACAUCUUGCUGUUGUCUAGGGUGUCUUCUAUACUAAUGACCGCAGUUUCGACAUCUUCAACCG
Aaosphaeria arxii CBS 175.79 is the source of this 607-nucleotide messenger RNA. RefSeq lists its product as uncharacterized. The coding region runs from base 151 to 486 and encodes 111 amino acids. The transcript has a single exon. The record is from RefSeq and is a predicted model, not a curated record. NCBI's taxonomy places the organism in Eukaryota, Fungi, Ascomycota, Dothideomycetes, Pleosporales.